Girardinichthys multiradiatus is the source of this 1225-nucleotide messenger RNA. RefSeq names its product P2Y purinoceptor 11-like. The transcript is spliced from 2 exons. Gene Ontology annotation, molecular function: G protein-coupled ATP receptor activity; neurotransmitter receptor activity. Gene Ontology annotation, cellular component: plasma membrane. Gene Ontology annotation, biological process: cellular response to ATP; G protein-coupled receptor signaling pathway; calcium-mediated signaling. The record is from RefSeq and is a predicted model, not a curated record. Bases 160 to 1077 code for a protein of 305 amino acids. Lineage: Eukaryota; Metazoa; Chordata; Actinopteri; Cyprinodontiformes; Goodeidae.
ACAAGGAAGUGAUGUGUUCGUCUGAGCUGUUCUCAGAUCAUCAGAUGAUUGAGGAGUGACUCCAGUCUUCAGCCUUUUCAUCGACGAAAUAUCAAAUCAAGGCUUUACUUUAGUGCAUUUGCAUGUCUGCCUAAAGAGUAACCACGAGCUGAAAGCAGGAUGGUGAUUAAAUUCUCAGACUGUGAGAAGUUUCAGAUCGGUCUGCUCCCUGCCGUGUAUGGGGUUGAGUUUGCCGUUGCCUUGGCAGGAAACCUGUUUGCCUUGUGGGUGCUAUUCAUCAGAAAAAGACGAAACUGGCACUCCGGUGUUGUCCUCUCCUGUAACCUGGCCAUCAGUGACCUGCUGUACAUCCUCACCCUGCCUCUGCUGAUCGUCUACUAUGCAUUGCAGAAACACUGGGUGUUCGGCGAGGCUGUGUGUAAAAUCGAGAGGUUUCUUUUCACCUGCAACUUGUACGUGAGCAUCUUCUUCAUCAUGGCAAUAAGUGUGAACCGCUGUGUGGGCAUCGUGUGGCCCUUCUUCACCCGGUCCCAUGUGGAACCGUCCCAUGUCAAAGCCAUCAGUGUCAUCAUAUGGAUUAUUGUUGGAGUCAUCUCCUGCCCUGUGCUGACCUUUGCUUCUCUUUGCAAACACAGUUACAAUAACAAUACUUUAUGUGUGUCCUUCUGUAACCAAACAUCUGAUCCGAAGUCUGUCCUUACCUACAACAUGUUUCUUGCUGUGUUUGGCUGCCUUGUUCCCUUUAUAAUAACAUUUACUUCUUACUGUUUUGUGAUUCGGGUCGUGUGGAAAAAUGUCAACAUAACGACACUUGAAAAGCGUCAAGUUGCCUUGUUAAUCUCAUCCGUGAUCGUCCUGUAUGCUGUUUCCUUUGUGCCCUAUCAUGUCUUCCAAAUCUAUCAUCUGUAUUUGAGGAUAUAUCCCCACAACACACACUGUUGGGUCUACAAAAUGUACCAAGUGUCCAAGGGGCUGGCAACACUGAACAUGUGUAUCCAUCCGAUUCUCUACAUGGCGGUGCUUGACAGUAUCAGAGUAGCAUGCUGUGGAAAAAGCUCAGAAGACAACAUUGGAUGAGGUAGUAGAGCUGGUGGCUUUUGUGUGAAGAGCAUCCUUGUUUCAGACUACCCAUACUUCCCUGCACGUAUCUUUGCAGGACUGCUAGAGCUCUGUACUAAUUACAUUUAUCAGGCCUGUUUGUAAUAAAGAUUUUUCCUUUUUCUUA